Molecule: messenger RNA, 931 nt
Organism: Phytophthora nicotianae INRA-310
Lineage: Eukaryota; Oomycota; Peronosporomycetes; Peronosporales; Peronosporaceae
Exons: 2
Coding region: 1-444 (147 amino acids)
Source: RefSeq, a predicted model, not a curated record
AUGCUCGACGAUGCUACGGCUAAAGCUCGCUAUCGUUUUACUAUCACAGAGCUGAGGGAGCUGGCGAAGAAACUCAAGCUGCCCGAGGACGGUGUUACAACUCCGUCGGGAGAUCGAGUCGACCACGUUGAGGCGCUAGCAAUGCUGUGCCGUCGCCUUUCGGAGCCUUCGAAGUUGUUGACUGUAGCAAGUGAAUUUGGGCGAGGCACGGGUCCGUACAGUCGUGUCGUGAAAAAAACCGCUCAGCUUCUCGUUAACCAGCAUCGUGGCUUAGUAUACUUCAAUUAUCAACUCGUACAUCUAAGAAUUAACGAUACGUGGCUAGACCAAGUGCACGAGAGAACCCUGCCUCUGAAUAUGAAAAUCUGCAACGUGCUCUUUUCAAUGGGCAUCCACGUAGGCACUGUUUCAAUUGGCAAAGCCUUCAAGCCCCAGACGGGUUGAUCGUGAGUCUUUUUGGGCCUUUAGAAGGGAGACGACAUGAUUCCACAAUGUUAAAUCUCAGUGGUCUGGUUGAUUUAAUGGAGAAUGACCAGAGUGGAAUAUUUUGUGGAAAGCUAAUUUAUGGAGAUCCAGCCUAUGGUUGCAGUAGAUUUAUUUGCUGUCCGUCCAUUGACACGUCAACUAUAGCGGUAAAAUUCAACCGAGAAAUGAGCAGUGUCAGGGAAAGCGUCGAGUGGGGAUUUGGUCGUGUGAAGACACAAUGGGAAUUUCUGAAUUGGGAUAAAAAGAAUCGUGCUAGACAUACUGCAGUUGGAAAUCUCUUCUUUGUUGGGGUUUUAUUAACAAACUGCCAUACAUGCAUGCAACCUUUAGGCAACCAAAUCUCCAUGUUUUUUGGAUUAAUGCCUCCUACGCUAGAUGUAUAUCUUAGCUCUCAGACGUAUAUCUUGGCUCUCAGACUAAGCAGUUGUUCAAUUCAGAAAAUUAC